Loxodonta africana (African savanna elephant) is the source of this 4058-nucleotide messenger RNA. RefSeq names its product ring finger protein 25 (gene RNF25). Gene Ontology annotation, cellular component: nucleus. The record is from RefSeq and is a predicted model, not a curated record. Gene Ontology annotation, molecular function: ubiquitin protein ligase activity; protein binding. Bases 589 to 1998 code for a protein of 469 amino acids. Gene Ontology annotation, biological process: protein ubiquitination. The transcript is spliced from 10 exons. NCBI's taxonomy places the organism in Eukaryota, Metazoa, Chordata, Mammalia, Proboscidea, Elephantidae.
UUGGGGCAUGGGCUUUGGCCGGCCGCCUGGCUUGGUCUCAGGGACUAACGGCGGCCGCGGAGGAUUCGCCCGGCGGGCUCAUGGGGUGGAGCGGGGGAUGAGAGCUAGCAGAGACGCUGAUACGUCUCCCUAGGAGAGCCUUUAGACUGGGCAGCCGGGUUUUGGAGGGGUACUGGUGUGAGCGAAAGGAGAUCGGAUGUGGGCCGGGCCCCAGUUCGGGCCGCGUCUCAUCUGCUUCAGUCCCUUCUUCGGCCCCACCCUGUCCCAUCUUUUCUUCCUGCAGCACAUUUGCUCAGGAGUCGGUGGAAUGCCUGCUCAUCAGACCUCCCCAUCUCCCUUAUACCUCCAGCUUCCAUGUCCCUUCCCCCUUGGGUCAGCCUAUUUUUGCUGAGGCCUGCCUUAACCUUUUCCCUUCCGUAUAGCACUAAUGAGGACUGUUAUCAGAAUAAAGCCUUACCCUUCACAAAAAGCUCUCUUAGUCCUUCUCUCAACCAUUCUUAACAAAAGACCAGAACCUUGAAAAACUCCGGGAUUUGGAAACAGGGGUCCUCCCCUCUGAAGUUGAAGUGUUAGAGUCUAUCUAUCUGGAUGAACUACAGGUGGUUAAAGGAAAUGGAAGAGACAGAGUCCGAUGCUUACUUCCCCUGCCCCGUGAUUGUCGCACGCUCAUCAUCCGCAGUCUUCAAGCCCCUGCACAGUCACAUCCGAGGUCUCUACUUCAUCCACUGCAGAUCUUUACCAUGGGAGAUCUACAUCACCCUACACCCUGCCACUGCAGAGGACCAGGACUCACAAUAUGUCUGCUUCACCCUGGUGCUUCGGGUCCCAGCACAGUACCCCAAUGAGGUGCCACAGAUCUCUAUCCGGAACCCCCGAGGACUCUCAGAUGAACAGAUCCGCACGAUCUCACAGGUGCUGAGCCAUGUGGCCAAGGCCAGUCUGGGCACUGCCAUGCUCUAUGAACUCAUUGAGAAAGGGAAAGAAAUUCUCACAGAUAACAACAUUCCCCAUGGGCAGUGUGUCAUCUGCCUGUAUGGUUUCCAGAGCCCUGCAUUGUCCUUCCUCCAGGAGAAGGAGGCCUUUACCAAAACUCCCUGUUACCACUACUUCCACUGCCGCUGCCUUGCGCGGUACAUCCAGCACAUGGAGCAAGAGCUGAAGGCUCAAGGAGAGGAGCAGGAACGGCAGCACGCUGCAACCCAAAAGGAGGCAGUUGGUGUGCAAUGUCCAGUGUGCAGAGAGCCCCUUGUGUACGAUCUUGCCACACUGGAAGCAGCCCCUGAACCCCAACAGCCCAUGGAGCUGUACCAGCCUGAUGCAGAGAGCUUGCGCCAGCAAGAAAAGCGCAAACAGCUCUACCAGAGACAGCAGGAGCGGGGGGGCAUCAUUGACCUUGAGGCUGAGCGUAACCGGUACUUCAUUAGCCUCCAGCAGGCUCCUGCCCCUGUGGAACCCAAGUCAGCUGUAGAUGUCUCCAGAGGAUCCCACCCACCCAGUGCCCUUGCUGCAGAACUGUCCACCUCACCAACUGCCCAACACACCCCGUCAACUCUUCUGCCUGCGGACUCCCAACAGACAAGUGAGAAGAUUUCAGGGGCUAGGCCAAAUCAGCAGAGGUUGGGCAAGACCCAGAAAGCUAUGCCAGAUCCCCCCCGGGCCAAUCGAGACUCCUGGCAACCACCCGAACGGCGGUAUCUGAAGGGAGGGGAGUGCUAUGCUUCCAAAAGUACCAGUGACACUCAGGAACUGCCACCUCCUGAGGGGCCCGUCAAGGAGCCCAUGGACCUAAACCAAGGGGCUCAGGGCCCUCCCCAAGAGAAGGGGCCUGGCAACCGGCAGGGCCCCCCACCCCGUAAGACUCGGGAUUGUACUCGCUGGGAGCGUUCCAAAGGUCGGACACCAGGUUCUUCCCACCCCCGCCUGCCUCGGGGCUGGGGAGUCCACAGGCCUGGUAGUCGGAGAGAGCACCUGGGCCUGGAACCUGAAGAUGGUUCCUAGCAGUAUUGUUGGUGGGAGGGGGGCGGGCAGGGAGUUUCAGACGGGAGGGGAGCAAUAAAGAGAUUCGGCUUUUGGCUUUUUCUGCUCAGCAGCGCUCAUUCUGUGUGGUAUGGCGGUCUUCUAAAUUACUAGCAAGACUGGAGUGGAGCAGAGUUGCUCCAAACUGCUCUGAUGGCUAUUCUCCCAAGGGGUUAUGGUCUGUAUAGAGGGGUCCAGCAUCUGAGCUAGUGAGUUUUAGGGAAUGCUAGUGGGGUGUCAACAUGUGAGAAUACUCAGGAACCACCCUGCCACAUAACCCACUGUGUAUUUUCUGUAAGUUAUUGUUAGCUACCAUUGAGUCAAUUCUGACUCAGUGACCCUGUGUACAACAGAAUGAAACACUGCCCAGUCUUGCGCCACAGUUGUUGAGCCCAUUGUUGCAACCGCUGUGUCACUCCAUCUCAUUGAGGGUCUCCCUCUUUUUCACUGACCUUCUAUUUUACCAAGCACGAUGUCCCUCUCCAGGGACUUGUCCCUCCCGAUAACGUGUCCAAAGUAUAUGAGACGAAGUCUCACCGUCCUUGCUUCUAAGGAACAUUCUGGGUGUACUUCUUCCAAGACAGAUUUGUUCAUUCUUCUGCAGUCCAUGGUAUAUUCAGUAUUCUUAGCCAACAUCAUAAUUCAAAGGCAUCAGUUUUUCUUUGGUUUUUCUUAUUCGUUGUUCAGCUUUAUAUACAUAUAAUUUUUAAGGCCAUUAGGGGGAAGAAUGUACUUUCCUGUGUACUACAGUACAUCCUCUCCACUUGGCUAUGCCCCAACUACUUGUUUAUGUCGUCCCUGACCUCUGUUACUAGUUGCUGUUGAAUCAGUUCUGACUCAUGGCAACCCCGUGUGUGCCAAGUAGAAUUGCUCGGUGUGGUUUUCAAGGCUGUGACCUUUUGGAAGCAGAUCCCAGGCCUGUCUUCCAAGACACCUCUGGGUGGGUUCGAACUGCCAACCUUUCAGCUAGUAGUCCAGCACUUAACUGUUGGGUCACCCAGGGACUCCUGCAGGCAUCUGCAAUUGCAGAUCCUGCUUUUUAUUCAAGUACCAAUAUGGUGAGGGAAGAAAGGAGCUCUGAGACAGAGGAGUGUACCAGGUGUUUAUUGGUUUCCGAUAGUUGGAGAGCUGUGCACAGCCCGGUCAUCUCUUCAAAGUCUCAACAUUAUGGAUGGCCCCUGCAGGGUCAUUUUUAUACAGCAUGAAGUAGCCCUGCACCUGGGCAGGACUGAUCUGGGUUGUAGCUUGAAGGACAUGUUCUGCAAAGGCUUCAGCCAACGAAGGUGCUUGCCCUGGGUAGAACCUCUGGAACAUCUGGGUCAGUUGCCAGUGUGAGCAGUAGCCCACGUACUCCUUGAGGUCUACUCGCCCAGGACGUACCAGGGCAGGGUCCAGCCUAAGAGAAGGAGGCAGGAAAAGCAGAGUCAUGAGUACCAGUACUACCAGCAUCCCAAAAGAUGGUUCCCUCUAAACCUCCAGAUCCUUCUAGGGCACUGAGGGGGUAGAGUCUCCUUACCUGUCAACAUGGUUGGUCGUCAUGAACACAAUGCGUGCCUCUGUGGAAGCCACACCAUCCAAGGCAUUGAGCAGUCCGCUAAAGGUGAGACGACCUAGACCUUGGUACUUUACUGGAUCUGGAGGAAGGCAGGGACAAACAAGUAUGAGUAGUCAUAGCCCUAGCUAGUUAAAAUGAGCAUCUCAUUCCAUUCCCCACCAUGUUCCCCUGCUUAUCAGUGCCUCCUGUGGGCUCUUCCAGGUAACGCAGGCAUCCUCAUCAGCGUAUGGAUCUCCACUCCCUUAUAUGAUUCCUCAUUUACUUCUAUACCUCAUUUACCUUCAUUUGGAAACACUCCCCUUCCCCCAGCCCCCUCACUUACCCUCCGCAGCUAAGUCUCGACUGAGAAAAGCAGCAUCCACGUCCUCCAGAAGCACCAGGCUCUGCUGAGGGGCCACGCUCAGCAGGUGGUUGAGCCGGUCAUCAGAGAGGCUGGAGUCUGUGAGACUCAGCAGGCAGAUGCUGUGUUCCAGUUCCCCAGCCAGGG